AUGAACGAGGAAUAAUAAUUCUAUUUGAAAAACAAAGAAUCUUCAACCGAUAAAAAAGAAAAAUUAGAAUAACUAAAAUAAAAUUUAAAAUAAAAUAAAUCCGAAGUAAGUCCUUUAGUAUAAAUUUGCACUACUUUAGAUUAGGCAACUGCCCUUUUACAUAUUUUGGACAGUUUAAAAGAAAAAAAUAACUUCACCUUGUCCCUUACAGCUUCUCGUGGAAGAGGUAAAUCCUCUUUAUUAGGACUUGCUGCAGCUUAUUGUAUAUAAAAUGGAUAUUCUAACAUAUACAUAACAUCUCCAUGCGUAUUUAACGUGAGUUCUUUUUUCAACUUUUUAUUGAAAGGAAUUGAUUAAUAUUCUUGGGUAGAAAAUGUCGAUUAUGAAAUAAUGUAGAGCUGUGAAAAAGAUUUAGGAAGAGAGAUAAUUUAAAUAAACUUCAAAAAAAAUCACCGUUAAACAAUUUAAUUUGUACUUCCUGGAGAUUUAGGACUUCUUAAAAAUUAAUGGGAUGUCCUUUUUAUCGAUGAAGCAGCUGCAAUUCCCCUUCCUGUUUUAAAAAAAGGAUUGAAAAAUAAAAAUAUGAAUAAUUUUGUCAUUUUGUCUUCCACUAUUAACGGAUAUGAAGGCACAGGCAGAUCUCUAUCUUUGAAAUUAAUAACAGAAUUAAAAAAAGGAGAAAAAAUAAAAGAAAUAACUCUUGAAUAACCUAUAAGAUAUAAUUAAAAUGAUGUUAUAGAACAUUGGUUAAAUGAAGUCAUGCUUUUAGAAGCUUGUAAUGAAGUUCCAUUAAAAAAAGGACUCGUCCAUCCGAACGAAUAAAAAAAUAGUAAAGAUUUCCCUGAUGUUCUAUGUGCUGUUUAGGUUGCUUUGGAAGGCGGAAUUUCUGAAAAAGAAAUACUUAUUAAAUAAGAAAAAAGCUCUAAACCUAAUGGAGAUUUAGUUCCUUGGGUUUUAUAAGAAUAAUUUUUAGAUAACUAAUUCCCUUAAGGUCUUGGGGUUAGAAUUGUGAGAAUUGCUAGUCAUCCAUCCGCUUGUAGAAUGGGAUACGGAAGUAAAUGUUUAGAAUUAUUAACAAGAUUUUUUUAAGGAGAAAUUAUUAGUUUAGAUGAAAAUGAAAGUACCACAAAAUUCGAUGUUUUCGGGGAAAACUAAGGGUAGAUAUAAAGAUUAUUAGGAAAAUUAACUGAGGCUAAUAUCCCUAAAGAAGAAUAAGAAGAAGGUUAAAAUAAAAUUGCUGUUUUACCCAAAAUUAUGGAUAAAGAAGCAUUUGAGAAAUACCUAAAUGCUUAUGAUAUGAAAAGGAUUGAAGCUUACGUUAAAAGUUUGGCCGAUUUUGAUCUUAUUAAGGAUCUUUUGAGUGUUUUAUAUUGCCUAAUAAUGCCUUUUUGA
Messenger RNA from Ichthyophthirius multifiliis, 1392 nucleotides. RefSeq lists its product as hypothetical. Lineage: Eukaryota; Ciliophora; Oligohymenophorea; Hymenostomatida. Gene Ontology annotation, biological process: rRNA acetylation involved in maturation of SSU-rRNA. Gene Ontology annotation, molecular function: tRNA binding; 18S rRNA cytidine N-acetyltransferase activity. Gene Ontology annotation, cellular component: 90S preribosome; nucleolus. The record is from RefSeq and is a predicted model, not a curated record. The transcript has 5 exons.